Molecule: messenger RNA, 621 nt
Organism: Melospiza georgiana
Lineage: Eukaryota; Metazoa; Chordata; Aves; Passeriformes; Passerellidae
Product: hydrocephalus-inducing protein-like
Exons: 5
Coding region: 1-621 (206 amino acids)
Biological process (GO): cilium movement; axonemal central apparatus assembly
Cellular component (GO): axoneme
Source: RefSeq, a predicted model, not a curated record
AUGAGGGGACUGAGCUGGUUCUCAGAGAUGGAGCACCCCAAGCUGGGAAUGCAGGAGGUUUUUGACGUGCGGCCGCUGUGGGGUGAGCUGCAGCCGGGAGAGAGCGAGCAGGUCACCUUCACCUUCUUUGGGCACGCCAACGUGGUGGCGCGUGUGCGGGCGCUGUGCCACGUGCAGGGAGGCCCCAGCUACGAGGUGGUGCUGACCGGGGAGGCCUCGUGCCCCAGCUACCAGCUGGACCUGCAGGAGAUCGACUGGGGGCUGCAGAGGUUUAACAAAGUCCUCAAAGCAGAGGUGACCCUGCGCAACACCGGGGUCAUGGAAUUCACCUUCGUGGUGCCAAACUGCAGCACUGGCACUGCAGCAAAGCCUCUGCCUGGAGUGCCCGUGGUCGUGCCCACCACAGGUUCCCUUGCACCUGGCCAGAAGCAAGUGUUGAAGGUCUAUUAUCUGCCAGGACAGCUGGGAGCCUUCCACAAGACUUUCCAGGUCAAAGUGGCUCAUCUGGAACCGGCAGAAAUCACCCUGAAGGGAAAGGGGACCUUCCCUGGGGUUACCAAGUACCGGCCCAGGAAGCUGAAAGGAUCUUGCCAGCACAUUGUUGUAGUCCUGGAAAGAUGA